ACUCUCUCACAUGCGUUCACACAUGCUUCCCACCUCAUCACUCCAUCCAUGCCUCAUGCCUCCUAAAACCAACCCACUUGCAGCAGUCUAGUUCACAUGGUGCAGACCCCUACCCGCAACCCCCCACCCCCCCCAUUAGUCCAGGUAUCUCCCCCCCUUUUCCCCCCCCCAAGGUUAAGCCUACCCCUAUAGUUACUAAAUACCCCCCUCCCUAAGUACCCCCCUCCCUAAGUAUCCCCCUCCCUAUGGCCCUGGGGUCUGCAUCACGUGCCUUCCUAGUGCUUCUCCAGUGGUCCCUUGCUGCCACCCCACCCAUGCCCACCUCUCAUGCUUCCACCCUAAGCUGCCUACUCACUGCUCUCCAGUUUUCUCCUUGCAGGUUGAGGGGAUCAACAGCGCCACUCCCCUGCACCCCUCCCCGGUGGCCAUGCAGGGAGGGAGCUGGGAGCAAUGCUGCCGUUGCUCUGCACACGGGAAGCUGGGAGGAAUGCUGCCAUGAGGGAGAGUAUCUGGAGUGGGGUUGGCCUCUCAAGGUAAGCGUCUAUUCACCAACCCCUCCUGCUGCUGCAAGUGGUGCCUGUUCACUGUCCUUCCAGUUCGUGCAUGCGCUGUUCACUGUCCUUUCUUUUUCACCCAAUGCUUUGUCCGGUACUAACUUGUUUUCUGUCUGCCUGCCCUUCUGCCCCCACCAGAUCACUUGGCAUCAGCUGAAGACUGCAGCAGAGGAAGCUGAGCAGCUGACAGCAGCAGCAGCAGCAGCAGCACUAGCAGCAGCAGAAGCAGCAGUGCGGGUUGGGUGGUUAGCGGGCAGGCUAGGACUAGGAGUGAGUGAGUGAGCAGCAUCAUGAGGAAAGGAAGGUGCAGUUCAGUUCCCGAUGUCACCUUCCCCUUCCCCCUUCCUUGGAGCAAGGGCAGGAGAAUGGCGCCCACCCUCUCUCUCACCUCCUCUCCUCUCCCUUUCCCCUUUUCCAGCAGCAUCGCCUUGAGGAAAGGAAGGUGCAGUCUCCACCCUCACUCCCCCACCCCCCCACUAGCAGGUUGCGCCGCAACAGCAUACUCCAUUUGGCUAUGUGGAAAGUGUGUGGCACGGCAGUCGUUCCUCAAGUACCAACACUGGCGUAUCGUAUAAUGGAACCGGCCAGAGCCGUGCGCGCCGGCUCUGGAUGGGAGUCCCCUCCUACGACGCUUUCGUACGCGGGAUUUGAGUCUUGGGCCGCCCGUGCACUUUCCACUGCCACUCUUUCCCCCACAAGGCGGAGCCAUGGGGGGUGUUGCUUCCGAAGGGGAUGGAGGGGGAUGAGAUGGGGGGCUGAAUCCCCCGGGGUUUAAAACCCACCCAAGGGAGUGUGGAAAAGAAGGGUUGAGCCUAGAGCUCCACAUGAUAGGUGAGGCAAAUGAUGAUGCUGCCCCACGUGUUGCCUGAUGCAAUAAGCCCCAUCCUUGGGCUCUUUGGUUCAACCCUUUUCAGUGUGAGGCAAGGGAGGAGGGGGCUUCAGACCCCAAGUUACAUGGUGAGGCAUGGGAGGGGGGUUCAGACCCCAAGUUACAAGAUGAGGCAUGGGAGGGGGGUUUCAGACCCCAAGUUACAAGGCGAGGCAUGGGAGGGGGUUUCAGACCCCAAGGUACAAGGUUAGGCAAGGGAGGGGGUUUCAGACCCCAAGUUACAAGGUGAGACAAGGGAGGGGGUUUCAGACCCCAAGUUACAAGGUUAGGCAAGGGAGGGGGUUUCAGACCCCAAGUCACAAGAGUGAGGUUAGGAGGGUGUUUCAGUCUUCCACAGUAGGUGCGUUGGAGGAAGGAUGGGCUUCAGGCUUCAACUCACGCCCCGACUGUAAGGUGAGGGGAAGGGUGGGCUUCAGGCUUCAACUCACGCCUCCACUGUUAGUUGAGUGGGAAGGGCGGGCUUCAGACGUCAACUCACACCCCGACUAUAAGUUGAGUGGAAAAGGUGGGCUUCAGACGUCAACUCACACCCCGACUUUAAGUUGAGUGGGAAGGGUGGGCUUCAGACUUCAACUCACACCCUGACUUGGAGGGUCCGGCGUUGUCAGGGAUCAGGUGUCAGGGAUCAGGUGUCAGGGAUCAGGUGUCAGGGAUCAGGUGUCAGGGAUCAGGUGUCAGGGAUCAGGUGCGCACCAUUAAGCGUUAGGGUGGGCAGCAGCGGAGGCUGACUGGGACAGGCCCCAAAUCAGACCUUCAUCAGUGCCGGCGGUGUAAGGGAUCUGAUGCGCUGCAGGACUGAGCAGAGAACCGGAACUGAGAACCGGAACUGAGAACCGGA
Closterium sp. NIES-67 is the source of this 2281-nucleotide messenger RNA. The record is from the annotation of a GenBank genome assembly. Lineage: Eukaryota; Viridiplantae; Streptophyta; Zygnematophyceae; Desmidiales; Closteriaceae.